AUGAAGUACUCCGUUAUUGCCUGCGCCAUCACCGGUGCCCUCGCCGUCAACACCAACCUCCUCGCCGCGCGCGACGCCGCCACCGUCACCUCCAUCCUUGGCGACGUCAAGAAGGACCUCGAGGCCCUCGACUCCACUGUCAAGUCCUACAGCGGCGACAAGGCGCCCCUCCUCAAGGCCUCUAACGACCUCAUCACCACCCUCAAGGACGGCAAGACCAAGGUCGACGCCUCCGCGGAGCUCUCCCUCAACGACGCCGUCACGCUCACCUCGCCCGUGCAGGACCUCACCAAGAGCGGCGAGGCGCUGACCACCGACCUCAAGGCCUUCCGCCCGACGAUCGAGAAGGAGGGCGAGUGCGUGCUGGUCCGCACCCAGGUCGGCAACGUCAACGACGCCUCCCAGGCGCUCAUCAAGGCCGUCAUCGCAAAGGUGCCCCAGGAGGCCCAGACCAUCGCCUCCCAGCUCGUCGCGGGUCUGACGCAGGUCCUCCAAGACAGCGUCUCCGAGUUCAGCGAGGACAACUGCAAGAACAGCGGCGGCGGCGGCGGCGACUCGCCCAGCUCCUCCGCUUCUGCUGCCCCCAGCUCCUCCGCUGCCGGCGGCGAGUCCUCCUCGGCUGCUGCUAAGCCCACGAGCGCUGCCUCCACGGCCGCUUCAUCCACUCCUGCGGCGACCACUGCCGCCCCGAGCGCUACCGGCACCGGCGCUGCGACUACCAGCUCCGGCCCGGUCAGCACCGCUCCCCCCGUGGUUGCCGGUGCCGCCGCCAUCGCGCCUCUCGGCGCCGCCGCCUUUGCCGUUGCCGCUCUGCUGCUGUAA
Molecule: messenger RNA, 822 nt
Organism: Cordyceps fumosorosea ARSEF 2679
Lineage: Eukaryota; Fungi; Ascomycota; Sordariomycetes; Hypocreales; Cordycipitaceae
Product: cell wall galactomannoprotein Mp2/allergen F17-like protein
Exons: 1
Coding region: 1-822 (273 amino acids)
Cellular component (GO): extracellular region
Source: RefSeq, a predicted model, not a curated record